Molecule: messenger RNA, 2542 nt
Organism: Phasianus colchicus (ring-necked pheasant)
Lineage: Eukaryota; Metazoa; Chordata; Aves; Galliformes; Phasianidae
Gene: SLC2A8
Product: solute carrier family 2 member 8
Biological process (GO): D-glucose transmembrane transport
Cellular component (GO): membrane
Molecular function (GO): D-glucose transmembrane transporter activity
Source: RefSeq, a predicted model, not a curated record
GCCGAGGCGCCCUCCCGCGGCCGGGACAUGGCGGCAGAGGAGUCCCGAUGCCUGCUGGCUCAUCCCGCUACGGCCGCUUACCUGAGGGUGCAAAACAAGAAGCUGUACCUGGCCACGUUCGCUGCUGUCCUGGGACCACUUAGCUUUGGCUUCGCGCUAGGCUAUAGUUCACCUGCUAUUCCAGAGCUGAGGAAAAUCGGAAAUCCGAAUUUACGAUUGGACAGCAAUCAGGCAUCGUGGUUUGGGUCUCUAGUAACAUUAGGAGCUGCUGCUGGAGGAAUACUGGGAGGCUACCUUGUGGAUAAAAUUGGAAGAAAGCUGAGUCUGAUGCUGUGUUCAAUACCAUACGUUUGUGGAUAUAUAGUUAUUAUUUCAGCUCAGAACAUCUGGAUGCUUUAUUUUGGACGAAUACUAACUGGCUUAGCCAGUGGAAUUACUUCACUUGUUGUUCCAGUAUAUAUAUCGGAAAUAUCUCAUACCAAUGUUCGUGGUAUGCUUGGCUCUUUUGUCCAGUUGAUGGUGGUGACUGGCAUACUUGGAGCCUACGUUGCAGGAAUGAUAGUAAAAUGGCACUGGCUGGCAGUAUUAUGUUCUUUUCCACCAUGCAUAAUGCUUUUGUUUAUGUUGUUCAUGCCUGAAACACCAAGAUUUUUGCUGGAUCAGAAGAAACGCGCAGAAGCGAUAGCUGCUUUACAGUUUCUGCGAGGACCAUUUGUGGACCAUGAAUGGGAAUGCAGGCAAAUUGAAGCUAAUGCUGAGGAGGAGGGACUAAGCCUCUUUGAAUUUAAGAAUCCUUCAAUCUACAGGCCACUUCUUAUUGGUGUGAUUCUGAUGUUUCUCCAGCAAGUAACAGGCAUUAAUGCAGUUAUGUUUUAUGCAGAAACAAUCUUUGAAGAUGCAAACUUCCAGAACAGCAGAAUGGCUUCUGUUGUUGUGGGUUCCAUACAAGUAUGUUUCACUGCUGUAGCUGCACUUAUCAUAGACAAAACCGGAAGAAAAGUGUUGCUUUAUGUGUCUGGGAUAAUCAUGGCUCUCAGUACUGCGUUGUUUGGGUUUUACUUUAAAAUGGUCCUUCCAAAUGGGAACAACUCAUCAAAUGCUGAUCUCUCAUUCACUUUCAACUCAGUAUCUCCAGGAACAGAAACUAGACUAUCCUGGCUUGCAGUAGUAAGCCUAGGGCUCUUUGUUGCUGGUUUUGCCCUUGGCUGGGGUCCAGUUCCAUGGCUGGUAAUGUCUGAAAUCUUCCCACUUAAAGCAAGGGGCAUAUCAAGUGGUGCCUGUGUGUUAACAAACUGGGUUAUGGCCUUUUUGGUGACCAAGGAAUUUCACGAUUUUAUAGGUUUCUUAACAUCCUAUGGGACAUUCUGGCUGUUCUCUGCCUUCUGCUGCCUCAGUGUGACUUUUGCGGCCUUUUAUGUUCCUGAAACAAAAGGACGGACCCUGGAACAGAUUGAGGCCUACUUCAGAAAAUCUUAGAUCUCAGGCUUUUGCUGAUGUGAAACCUUUACAUCAUUAUUUGCGGUGCUAUUGCUAAAACUAAUUGUAUCAGUUAGUAGGCAGUCACACAACUUCCUCUACAAUUGUUUUAACUAAUUUUGUAAAAUCUACUUUUUUUUUUUUUUAACCCCCCCAAAAGUCUAUAGGUACUUGCAUGCACUUGAUUAUCACUGCAUACUCGCUGUAGUGUAUCUUACUUCUGAAGGUCUUGGACAUUAGUUUUUUUUUUAAUUACUGUUAGGUGGGUUUGUUUGUUUUUCCUGACCUGGUGCAGACUGACAGCAAUGGCCAGGAAAGAAUGUUAAAUGUAUUGUCUGCUGUCUUUUUUGCUAAUAGGUAAACUGAGAUAUAAUUUUAGAAAUAAUGAAAAAAUUUCUUGUCCCCCUUCACAUCUCCCUACAUAUGUUACAAUGAAGAAAUUAAUGCUACAGUCAGGACUUUAAUUUCAGAUUGCUGUAACUUUUCCUUUAUGUGUGUUACUGCUUCUGCAUCUGGGAUGCCUGCCCAUGGAAUAAGUCCUGAUCCAAAGUGUAGACAGAUGAAGGUUGGGUGCUAGUAUUAAGAUGGCAUUAUUUCUCCCAGAGAUGUCAGGGAGCUAGGACUGCAUUUAAAUCACAAGACAGGUUAUUGCUCUCAGCAGGAGUAUUUUAGAGUUUCAUUUUCAGAAGGAAGGAAUAGAUCACAUAAACUGAGAAAAUAUACCCUUUGCCACAAAAAAGAGGAAAUUCGCUUUUAUAGUGUUAACUUGAGGGGUAAAAAUCUACCACUGGAGAAGGUCUGAGUCUUAUCAACACCCAGAAACAAACCAGUCCUAGAUUGGUUCUUGGCAAAGAGGGAUAGAGCUUAAGGCCAAUCUCAUGAGUGUAACAGUCCUUAAAUGAACAACAGGUUUAAAACAUUUCUAGAGAACUAUAGUAAUUCCUGAACCAAACUUAGAAAAGCCCUGCAAGUGUGAAAGAAAGAACUGAUGUAAAAUUUAUUACAUAUGAAGAAGUAAAUCAUUUCUUCCUCCUCCACAAUAACAAUAAAUCGCACUUAAAACAUU